Molecule: messenger RNA, 1280 nt
Organism: Cloeon dipterum
Lineage: Eukaryota; Metazoa; Arthropoda; Insecta; Ephemeroptera; Baetidae
Product: RING finger protein 212B-like
Exons: 4
Coding region: 260-982 (240 amino acids)
Biological process (GO): protein sumoylation; reciprocal meiotic recombination; homologous chromosome pairing at meiosis
Cellular component (GO): synaptonemal complex
Molecular function (GO): SUMO transferase activity
Source: RefSeq, a predicted model, not a curated record
UUUCAUUUGUUAAACGCUAUAACCCAAUCACAAUCAGUUCAUCAUCCGCAACUAAAAGUAUGUAACUAAUUUUGCAUACAUACACAUCAUUUUGGAAAGACCCCCACCGAAGAUGAUCUCUGAUGGAUUAUGUACAUAUUAGCUUGCACGAUCACUAAUUGUAAGCGCCGAUUGAAUGAACCUGACGACGUGUGAAUUAACGUGAACUGUCGGCGGGAAAGAGAAGUCUGAAUGCUGAUUGAAAAACAGGAAUGCAAUUAUGGAUUGGAUACACUGCAACAACUGCAGCAGGCAACCUUGCCAGGACAAAGUCCUGCGAUUCCAAUUGACUAGCUGCGGCCACAUCUUCUGCUCGCAAUGUGUCGAGAGCAGCACCAACCCUGCGUGCAAAGUGUGCGGCUCGAAAUGUAACUGCCUGCCGCUGAGCUCAAACAUGCCUCCUGAGAUCCAGAGUUAUUUCUCUGACCCAGAGGAAACCAUCCGAAAAGCACUCCAAAUAUACGCCUUCCAGAAAGGCCACCGACAGCGUCUGGUCAUGCUGCGUGCCAAUCGGUCCAUCGAGAACCAGCUGUCUGAGGAGAAUAAGAAGUUGCGAGCAAAGAUGAUCGAGCAAGCCAAAUACAUCGCCAAACUCGAGAAUAAGUUGAUUCAAUUCAAGCAGAUGACAGCUGCUCUCCAGACGCCCCUGCGAAACAACAUGCACCUGACUUCCCCACGGACUCCUUCUUUCCUCUCGCCUGCGCCUUCAGUUAGCUCCCAAAUGACUGCUGGUUUUGGGCACAGCCAGCAGGCGGAGAAAAGAGUUUCGCCUCAUUUUGCUGGAACAUCAGAUAUGUUAAACUACAACAGAACGGGCAACGUGUCAGCUGCACAUGGAAAGGUUACGAACAGCAGAGACAUAAGCAACAGGCAGAAGUGCAGCCCAAGAGAACGGUUAGGCAACUAUACUCCAGAUUCUGGUAGAAGUGGGGGCAAAAUAUAAUAGAUUGCAAUCAGUCUUCACGCCUGUUGAAUUUGAUGGAGCCCCUCCUACACUGAUAUUGUUUGGCUUGAAAGUUGACUAGUGACGUUAACAAAUUGAGGAAAAUAUUCAACAUGUCUGUAAUUUUACAACUUCUGCUCAGCACAUCCCAUGUGUUGCGAGCUCAUCAGGUCCCAAUAACACCGCCUGCCCGCACCUUGACCUUUAAUUGAAACGCCUGAAAUUAAAUAUUAUAUGCCCCUGGAAAGGUGCGAAAAUUAGAAUGUUGAGAUUUUAGAGCUACUUAAUUAACCACCUU